GGGUGCUGUGGUUUGUUGAUCAGAUUUCUUGCUACUUUUGUGACGGACCGGAUUUCGACCGAUUCCAGGGUAAAAACUCCACGAAACAUCAAAAGCAAGCUGCCGAUGUUUGACUUCUUUGUGUAGUGUGUGCUAUGCGUUAAUGAGCUUCAUCUAUCCUGAUGAAUUUCUCGCAAAAGACGAGUUUAGGGACUCCGCUAGCACGAGCCGGCAUCCUAUCCAGAGUUAGUUUUUGGUGGCUGAAUGACUUGUUUCGUAAAGGCUAUGACAGACGCCUUGAGCCUGAUGACUUGUAUGAGGUACUCGCUGAAGACUCCACAAAUGCUCUGGUGGACCGGCUAGAGUGUGAAUGGCAAAAGGAAAUCCAUGGGACCAAGAAUAAAAACAAAUCACCCAAAUUAUGGAGAGCUGUUACACGCAUGUUCAUGACAGACAUCUUGUGGACUGGGUUCAGUGGUGUUGUGAUGGAAGGUGCCAAGAUGGGCCAGGCAUUACUACUUCUCCUCCUGAUUUCAUAUUUUAAUCCAGCAUCUCAGCUUUCUGAACUCUAUGGGUACCUGAGUGCGGGGGCCUUGAGUCUCCUGGUUUUCUUGUCCAUCUUAUUUCACCAGAACUAUUACUAUGGUGCUCGAAAAGCUGGGAUGCAGCUUAGGGUUGCAGUUACUGGAUCUAUUUACAAAAAGGUUCUGAGGCUCAGCAAGAUGUCCCAAGAUGCAUCGCAGACAGGGCAUAUUAUGAAUCUUAUAUCAACCGAUGCACAGAAACUUGAUGAGUUUCUCCUUAUGGCGCACUUCAUGUGGAUCGGGCCCCUUCACCUCGCCGUGGCGACGUCUCUCAUCUGGAUGGAGCUUGGUCCGUCCUGUUUGGUGGGGAUCACACUCGGUCUUCUAAUUAUACCUUACCAGAGCUGGAUUGGCAAGGUCUUUGGCAAACUUAGACAGAAAACAGCUGUACUGUCAGAUGAGCGCUGCAAGCUGAUGAACGAGAUAAUCAGUGGAAUAGGUGUGAUUAAAAUGUAUACCUGGGAACUGCCUUACACAGCAUUUGUCAACAAAAUACGAAGUAAAGAGAUAUCCAAAGUGCGCCAAACGUCGUGUAUCAAGGCGGUGGACCGAGCAUUCGACUAUGCGUCUCCCGGAUUGAUGGGCUUCCUGUUGUUUGUGACGUAUUCUCUUACCGGAAAUACCCUUUCUGCAGCGGUGGUGUUCAGCUCGCUUGCGCUGCUGCACCAGGUGCAGGUGAACAUGGCGAGACACUUCCCUUUUGCCGUGCACAACCUCUUCUCAUCCAAGGUGACCCUCCGGCGCUUUCAGGAAUUUCUCGAGCUGAAUGAGCUCCAGUACGACCGUAUGACGCGGCUUAACCCACAAGGAGGUGAAAUGGGCGUGGCCGCAUCUGCCAUCAGUGCCUCAUGGGAUCCGUCGAACCGGACCGGGACACUUGACAAUAUCAGCUUCGAAAUCGGCAAGGGGGAUUUAUUGGUUGUUGUCGGAGCUGUUGGUUCGGGAAAGUCCUCCCUGUUGAUGGCGGUACUUGGCGAACUCCCGCUCACCCGAGGAGACAUCAAGACCCGCGGAACAAUCGGGUACGCCUCGCAGACGGCCUGGGUUUUCUCGGGAACCGUCAGGCAGAACGUGAUGUUCGGCCAGGAAUACAACGAUUCUCGUUACGACAAGGUCAUCCGCGCAUGCGCAUUAGAUAGGGACAUCGAGUUAAUGCCUGAAGGCGACCACACUCUGGUUGGAGAAAAAGGACUCGCCCUGAGCGGAGGUCAAAAGGCCAGAGUCAAUUUAGCGAGGGCUGUGUAUUACAACGCCGACGUGUACCUUCUAGACGACCCUUUAAGCUCUGUCGACACACAUGUGGGACGACACUUGUUCGACGCGUGUAUCUGUGGCUUGAUCAAAGAUUGUCCUCGGAUACUGGUGACGCAUCAGCUGCAGUAUCUGCACUCAGCUACGGAGAUACUUUGUCUAAAAGAGGGACGAGUUCUUGGCAUAGGAACAUACACAGAGCUGACAACUUCCGGUAUCGACUUCACCACCCUGAUCAAGACUAAACCGGAAGCGGAAGAGACGGAUGCGGAUAGUGCGAUAGGGGAGGAUACCAAUGACUCGCUCCUUGUCCCGGAAGUGACGUUGGAGGUACCCGAAACUAAGGCUAUUUACCGGAGAAGUUUGUCUGCGUCUACAGCUGAAAUUGCGCCUGAUAACGGAAUUGCACCCGAAAUGACUGAUGAGUUGGAGCCUGAGGAGAGACCACGUGGAAGCAUUCCCGUCAAGCUUUACCUCGACCUGUUCUACGCAGGCGCAAACUGCUGCACCCUCGUUUUCAUGUCCGUCCUCUUCUUCGCCGCGCAGGGAUCCUACACGAUCACGGACUGGUGGCUAGCACACUGGUCGGACAUUGACUACAAGCAAAACCUGCUUAACGAGACCAGCGGGAUCGUCACCCAGUCUCCGUACGACCGGCGUUACUACAUAGCUGUGUAUGGCGGGCUAGUGCUUCUCACGUUUCUUUUAUCGUUUAUCCGAUCGUUUCUUUUCUUCUACGUCAAGGUCGCUGCUUCCAAGGCUUUGCACAACAAGAUGUUUUGCGCUGUGAUAAGAGCACCCAUGUACUUUUUCGACACCAACCCCGCAGGGCGAAUAAUCAACAGAUUUUCUAAAGACAUCGGUUUUAUGGAUGAUCUCCUUCCAGAAACAUUCUACGAGUUCAUUAGCCUUGCAAUCCUGUGCUUUGCCGUCGUGGUUGUUAAUGUUGCCACGAUGCCUUGGGUUAUCAUAGGAAUACUUCCUUUGGCUGUCGCCUUUCUCUUCUUGCGAUCCUAUUACCUGAAGACCGGCAGAGAGGUCAAGCGUCUAGAGGCAAUAGGCCGCACUCCGAUCUUCAAUCACUUUUCAUCCACCCUGGAAGGUCUCGCUACCAUCCGGUCCCUGUCCAGUCAGACCCAGGUCACGGCGGAGUUGGCCGCGUGCCAGGAUCACCACUCAGAGGCCUGGUUCCUAUUCAUCGCCACAUCCCGUUGGUUAGCUAUUCGGCUGGAAAUGCUUUGUUUAUUGUUCGUUACCAUGGCAGCCUUCACCCCGCUUUUCCUCUCUCGGAACCACGAUAUCGAUGCCGGGGUUGUCGGUCUGACGUUGUCGUACGCCGUCAUGCUGACGGGAAUGUUUCAGUGGUGUGUGCGCAUGAGCGCUGAGGUCGAGAAUCAGAUGACCGCUGUUGAACGCGUGGUGGAUUACAGCAAAGUUGAGCCCGAGGGGGAGUGGCACAAGGAGUGUUCUGAUGUCCCCCCUAUCUGGCCUGUCCACGGGUUGAUCACUGCAGAGAGCCUGUCACUACAAUACCAUGCCACCCUCCCACGGGUGCUGAAGAAUAUGUGCUUCUGCGUACGACCCAAAGAAAAGGUUGGGAUUGUUGGUCGCACAGGUACAGGAAAGUCUUCUCUCCUCGCCGCCCUCAUACGAUUGGUCGAGCCCAAGGGAAUCAUGCGAAUAGACGGGGUGGAUAUCACUGAUAUUGGACUUCAUGACUUGCGCAGUAAAGUCUCUGUCAUUCCGCAAGACCCUGUACUGUUCAGCGGUUCACUGCGGCAUAAUCUCGACCCAGUCUCCCAGUACGAGGACAAGGAACUAUGGACAGCGCUCAAAGAGGUGCAGCUGGGUGAUGCAGUGUUGGAGUUCCCGGAUGGAUUGGACACCAAAGUAACCGAAUCCGGCAACAACUUUAGUGUUGGCCAGCGGCAACUGAUAUGUUUAGCACGCGCGCUGCUUCGUCGCAAUGUUAUCCUUAUAAUAGACGAAGCUACUGCACAUGUUGAUCAGAGAACGGACGCCCUGAUCCAAAAAACUAUACGAAGCAAGUUCAAAGAUUGCACUGUACUAACGAUAGCUCAUCGACUCAACACCAUCAUGGAUAUGGACAGAGUCAUGGUCCUAGACAAUGGCAAACUGGUAGAGUUCGAAGAGCCCUUUGUCAUGCUCCUAAAUCCAGAAAGCGUGUUUUCUAAACUUGUGGCAGAGACAGGCCCCGAUAACGCUGACAAGCUUACAGAGAUGGCAAAGGACGCCUUCAACAGACUGCAUGAGCCCGAGCCUUUAGAGAGCAUCCCCGAACAUCUGAAGUGCAAUCUAAAGUCAUACCUUCCUUCCAGCGGAGUCUCGUCACUGCAGAUUGAGUCCUCCAUAUAAGAAAAUGGGUCGCAGCUCAAGCCAUCACAAUGAGAAGGAACGUUUAAUCGCAAUACAUGCCAUUAGCUUGGGAAGGAAGGAACAUUAAGUUUCAUUUUACCCCAUUAGGAGAAGGAAGGAUCGUAGAGUCGCACUUCAUCCAAUUAGGAGAAGGAAGGAUCGUUGAGUCGCACAUCACCCCAUUAGAAGAAGGAAGGAUCGUUGUGUCCCACUUCAUCCAAUUAGGAGAAGGAAGGAUCGUAGAGUCGCAUUUCAUCCAAUUAGGAGAAGGAAGGAUCGUUGAGUCGUACUUCAUGCCAUGUGGAGAAGGAAGGGUCGUUGAGUCGCACUUCACCCCAUUAGGAGAAGGAAGGAUCGUGGAGUCGCACUUCACCCCAUUAUAAGGGAGGAUCGUUGAGUCGCACUUCAUCCCAUUAGAAGAAAGGAUCGUUGAGUCGCACUUCAUGCCAUUAGGAGAAGGAGGGAUCGUUGAGUCACACUUCAUGCCAUUAGAAUUAAGGAUCGUAGAGUCGCACUUCGUGUCAUUAGAAGGAAAAAACGUUAAGUCUCACCAUAUGCCAUUACCAGAAGGAAGCAACGUUAAGUCGUACCAUAUGCCAUUAGCAGAAGGAAGGCGCAAAAUAUGCCAUUAAGCGUGGGAAAAAGAAACGUUUAGUCUCAAGCGUUUCAGAAACUUUCCAUAAGGACAGACGUAAUCUGCACAAAGUGCUUUGUGCAACUGAAAAAGAAAACUGUUGGUAAUUUUUAUAAGCGACUGUGAAACCUGUAGUCACUUUGUGACAGUCGUUUUAGAAGUUUGUAAGCAAAUUUGAUGGGUGCAUGGAUAGGAAACAAAAAUAUAUAAUGUAUUUUUUCUAGGAUUUUUUAACAAUCUUUAAACAAAUGAUGAAUAAUGAAUAUAUAAAUG
Messenger RNA from Nematostella vectensis (starlet sea anemone), 5097 nucleotides. RefSeq names its product ATP-binding cassette sub-family C member 4. Gene Ontology annotation, molecular function: ABC-type transporter activity; ATP hydrolysis activity; ATP binding. The record is from RefSeq and is a predicted model, not a curated record. The coding region runs from base 162 to 4190 and encodes 1342 amino acids. Gene Ontology annotation, cellular component: membrane. Gene Ontology annotation, biological process: transmembrane transport. Lineage: Eukaryota; Metazoa; Cnidaria; Anthozoa; Actiniaria; Edwardsiidae. The transcript has 28 exons.